UAUCUCAAAAAUACCCACCCCUCUUUAUCAUUUUACCAUUUCAUUAUCCUUCUCUCUAUACCUGCGACCAAGGGUUUAGACCAAUACUGCUAGUUCCGUUGCGGGUGAAUACUUCUCCUUUCGUCUCCGGCGAGAAGUGCGCUUCCUAUCGUUGCCAUCUUAGGUCACCGGCGAGAGGAUUCGCCGGCAAGAAUGGAUGAUCCAACAUCUUCAAAAUUAUUUUCUCAGCCUCCUGCUCUCAAUUUUUGUCUUCAAUGUCAGUGCUUCUUUGUCCACCACUUUCAUGGCGUAAAAACAAAAUUAAAAGCAGGAGCAGGAACAGAAGCAGUGAAGGGCGUUCAAGCGCAAAUCAAAGAGAGUACUGUCGGAUUUCUUACAGAGAAUUGGGUAUCCGAAAUUGUUGAAUCUCUACACAAUCCAAAAUUUUAAACCCUUAGAUUCAUUUUUUUUACUAACCCAUGCACAAAUCGGGGAAGAGAUGCCGGCAAUGACAUGCUUCCUAGAUGCUGCGACUCCUCCUGGUUAUGCUUUAGCUGGGGAUGGCUCUCCUCCCGCGCUGGAUAUACUUUCUGGUGCACCAUCGACGACAAACACCACCCCCACCACCACCACCUCCAUCCUUGACCACUCGUCCCAACUUUGGUCUCCAUCCCAGUCUGCCUCUCUAUACAGGAUUGAUGCCUGGGGGCCACCUUACUUCUCUGUAAACUCCUCCGGCGACAUUGUCGUCCGUCCUUAUGGUUCCGAUACUCUUCCUCAUAAGGAGAUUGAUCUCAUGAAAGUUGUCAAGAAGGAUUCUGAACCGAAAUCAGCCCGCAGAUUAGGUUUGCAGUUCCCUCUUAUUGUUCGCUUUCCAGAUGUCCUUAAGAACCGCCUCGAAUCUCUGCAGUCGGCGUUCAAUUAUGCUAUCCAUUCUCAAAAACAUGUCAACAAAAAAAAAGACAUCAGGAACCUUCUUGUGACUUCAACCCAACCCCGUCACUCUCUUCCAUGAUGGUAAAUAAGUAUAACUUUAGGAGUAAUAUCAAGAGCUUCAAUCUCAAUGGCAUGUGUUGCAGUGCCGAAAAAAUUGCCCUCGACCUCGCCAAGGACAUGCCAAUAAAAAGGAGAAAGCACCUCCAACUCCUCCAUAACCCCUCUUCUUUUCUCCACUAUCUCUCGGCAACAAAAUUAAAAGCAGACCUUUCUUGGCAUCAACUUCUCAUUACUUCUGGAUCUCAUAUAUUGAUCUGGUGAGACUUGUGACACCCUAGCGUCGGUCGCCGUCCGUCCAGUCCGGCUGCCAAUCGCCAAUGGUCUAACAACUACGAUUUGGGUGAAAAAAAUAUUACCUUACUGUAAAGGUAUUUUUAGUACUUCGGAUUUGAUAAGGGUAUUUUAAUAUUUAAAAUAAAAUAUAAUUACUGUCGUUAACAAAUAAGGUAUAUUUUUUAACAGUGAUGGCUCACACCCUUCUGACUUGGGUAGGACACUAAUGAAGUUCAUGGAUACACUCUCCCAUGGUCUUUCUGGUAUGAGAAAUGGCUCUAGUAGUCCCCUAGGUGAUUGUUGCUCCACCUUGUCUUGUUAGCAUACAAGACAAAUUCUCACAUAGGUCUCUAUGUCAUCCCACAUCUGAGGCCAAUAGUAAGCCACUUCCAACAAUGCCCGUGUGCGUCUGUCCUGGGUGACCAGCCCAUUUUGUGUCGUAGCAUUCGCGAAUGAGGUUUCUCCAUAGGUUACUCCACUUAAGCACAUAGAGUCUCCUCUUCUUAACAUAGAGCAAGCCAUUUUGCUCCCAAAAUCUUCGUGUCUUGUCUUCCUGUGUAAGGGUAAAUAAGUUCUUAGCCAUAGAAUCAUGUUGGAUGCCCUAUUUGAUCAACUCUAGAAGUUUCCCUUCCGGUUGGCUAAGAGAAACUAACUCCGCCUUUCUACUAAGCGCAUCAGCCACCUCGUUGGCCUUACCCGGCUUGUAUUCAAAGACGAAGUCAAACUCUGCUAAGAAGUCUUGCUAUCUAGCUUGCUUAGGACUCAACUUCUUUUGGGUUCGAAAGUAGGUAGUGGCAACGUUAUCGGUCUUCACCACAAACUGUGACCCAAGUAGGUAGUGUCGCCACGUCCUUAGGCUAUGUACCACCGCGGUCAUCUCCUUCUCAUGGACUGUGUAGCGCCACUUUGUCUCAUUCAACUUACGGCUCUCAUAGGCAAUGGAGUGCCUUUCUUGCAUCAACACCCCACUGAUAGCAAAGUGGUUUGAGUCUAAUUUGAUGGAAUAGAGAGGGUAUUCUUAUAAUUAUGGCAUUCUCCAAGGAUGACGUUGUAAAUUACCCAAAAUAAUAUGCAAUAAAGGAUGGUAAUAAUUUUGGGUCUUUGGGCAUGUCUCCACUGUCCAACAACCCUGGCUCAGUGUGCAACCCUCUUAGCUACUUGUACUCGGCGGGAAAUCUCUGAUCAUGGAAUCAUAAGCAAUCGCUUGACGGCCUGGGGCCCUGCUAAAGCUUCCCUUAAAGACUUUUUUUGGUUCGGGAAUUGUAUUGAUAACAGAAGUUGGUUGGGCUUUAAAGUUGGGUUAUUUCUUUUCACCUCAAGGAUGAAUCCGGUGCCAUUUUCGUCUGGGACACCAGACACCUUUUCCCUGGUUUCCAAUUUCUCAACCUGCCUCCUCAGUGGCCAAUGCGUUUUGGGAGUCUGGACAUGUAGACGAACACCUAAAGAACUUACAAGAUACAGUAAAUCUCUUGAAGGCAUUGCAGAAAGAACUAGAAGUAAUUAUUUUGAGUAGAGAAACUGAUGGGUCCACGGAGGAGCUUGAUAAUGCGCCUGCGAAUGAUUGCCUUCAUAAAUUUUUUGAAGUGGUUAAAGCAAAGAGGAUUAAUUUGAAACUGCAAGAGUCUUUCAUUGGAAGCUGCAAACUCUUUGCUUUCUGCCUUGAAAACUCAGCUUGAGCCUUUUAAUGCUCUAACAAACCAAACCAGUUCAUGGGAGGAAAAAUCUGCUGCUGUCAAGGUAGCUAAAAAGUUUCAGAAGCACCAAAGAAAUAAGCGUUGGAGGAAGAAGAAGAGGAAACGCAUUGCAGAAAUGCUUUCUAAGGAGCAUGAAAGAUUUGACCAAGCUGAUCAAGAAGCUGAUGAGUAGAGGGCUAGAUGGAUAGCCAAGGAUAUUGCAAGACGGAGAUAGAGAAGAUGAAGGAAAUUGCAAAGCUUAAGGCGAAUGAAGAAAAACAAAUUCUAGAAUCUGAGCUGGAGCUGAUCUUGAUUGUGGAAAAGUUGCAAGAACUACGUUCCAUAAGAAUCCAGAAACUGAAGAAACAAGGCCAUUUUCUCCCAGAAGAGGAUGACAAGUUUCUUCAGCGAGUGCAAGCUGUAGUUGAGGAAGAAGAACGCCAAGCUGUGGCUGCUGCUGACACAGAUGCUGCCAGAGAUGCCAUUGCGACAGAUGAGGAAUCUAGGAAAGGCAUCCUUAAUGGUGGACCUGAGUCAAAAGAUAGCAGUGGUAAAGGUGGAGAUAACGAGAAUCGGGGCCAACGCUCUGGGACUGAAAAUGAAAGAGUAGCUGGUGCAGCCACAGUGCAGGAGCCUGAACAGGGACAGGACGGACAGGGUGCUUAUGGGGCUUAUGAUUCUGUUUCCAAUUUACCUAUUGAAUUCUAUCACUACUACCAUGGUGGUAACAGUGACAUGGGCACACUUAUCGAGGUCAGGAGAACAUGGGAUGCAUUUAUAAGACCAGGAGGAAGAAUUCUGCUGAAUUUGGUUGCAGCCGGAUGCCUGGCCAUUGGGUUCAGCCACCUCCUCCUGCAAAUGAGGUAUGGGCUUCCUACUUGGUACGGCAGAGUUGACAUUUUGAAGACCAUAUUUAAGAUAUUACAUGACAACAGCCUUCUAUUUUAUGCCCUAGGCUCCUCAUGUUGACGGUUUAAGCACCGUUGAAAGUUGAUCAACUUUUGAAGAGUACCAUCUACCAAGCUUCCUUAUCAGUUGUAUGUUUGUAGGAUCCACUAAACAAUUUAGAGCUCGGAUUAUGUGGUAUUCGGAUGAUGGCAAUUGAUCUCAAAACAGUCCAUUGCAAGAAAAGGAAAUCAGGUGGGUUUUGGUGGGUUGAGCCUGGGGGUUGUAUGAAAAACAGGGGUAGUCAUGCCUAACCGAGCCUCUGUUUUAUUUGGUUGUAUCAAAGGAAUGUCCUUUUGAUGGUCCAUGUUGAGUCAUGUUGAAGGUUGGUAUAGCUUUAUGACCAUUGGAUUGGUUGUACACCCUCAUGGAUGGGCCACAAUGUACUAAUAAGCAUUUUAAAAGUUAAAAUUUUAACCAA
Messenger RNA from Macadamia integrifolia, 4287 nucleotides. RefSeq names its product U11/U12 small nuclear ribonucleoprotein 59 kDa protein-like. The transcript is spliced from 12 exons. Bases 3123 to 3890 code for a protein of 255 amino acids. Lineage: Eukaryota; Viridiplantae; Streptophyta; Magnoliopsida; Proteales; Proteaceae. The record is from RefSeq and is a predicted model, not a curated record.